Molecule: messenger RNA, 5663 nt
Organism: Ictalurus punctatus (channel catfish)
Lineage: Eukaryota; Metazoa; Chordata; Actinopteri; Siluriformes; Ictaluridae
Product: collagen alpha-1(XIII) chain
Exons: 3
Coding region: 486-905 (139 amino acids)
Source: RefSeq, a predicted model, not a curated record
CACACACGGGGGAGGAGCUUCGCACACAGGAGAGACGCAGAGCGCGUCAGAGCGCAGUUUAACGCAGAGCGCAGGGAAGAGGCGCAGUUGAAGUGGAGUGUGGAGUGAAAAGACUGCUGCUGAAGCGGAUUGCAGGGAAGAGGUUCAAGUUUCACAUCACAGAUCACUACAGCAUUGAGACACUGGAGCUCAGAGGGACACACUCAGAUGGCACGACUCAUUCCCACGGCACAACGCUAGAGCCCGCCGAUCCACCUGUACACAUCAUCAUCAUCAUCAUCAGGAAACAUGCGUUUAACUCCCUUAUAACUUCCUUUCCUCCUUUUAACGCGACACUGAUUAACCUGCUCUCUGAGGAAUUCUUGGACAAAAGUUGUGUGCGCGCGCUGUUUGCCGGUUAAUGUCCUCUCUGAUGAGUAGAUUAUAAGCUUGGUGAAGAAACUAGGGAGGAAAAAAAAAAGCCAGGUUAGACGCAUCUGACUAAAAUGGAACAAGACAGCAAAGUUUGUCGCGGUUCUCCUGGAGAAAGGACUUGCACCGAGCAUCCGUGUAAAAGUGGCGUGUGGAUGAGGCGGACGGAGGUGUGUGGCGCGGUGGCAGUGUGUGUCGCGCUCUGCCUCCUCUCUCUCGGAGUGUGUGUGCUGGUGUAUCUGCGCACCACGGAGCUACAGGCCAGGGUAAACAGCUUGGAGAAGCACGGAGAGCCUCAGCACUCAGCCUGGAUGUUUCUCGAGCAGGUGGAACCAGUGCUCUUAAACCGUCUGGAUCAGAUGCUGGAGGAGAAGUUAGCGUCUCGUCUGCCAAAGACCAGAGAGACUCGGGAUGUCUCACACGCCUGUCUCUGUCCACCAGGACCUCCUGUAAGUACAAUAGACCUGUUGCCUUUGUUGCCUGGAUUGCGGUAAAAUGACCCAAAUUUUGUGUAGUGUCUGUUUCUGUGUGCUGUGCUGUGCUGUUUCUGUGCUGUGCUAUGCUGUGCUGUAUGUGUGUGUGUGUGUGUGUGUGUGUGUGUGUGUGUGUGUGUGUGUAUGUGAAUAUGAGCUAGCAUGUUGUGUCACAAGUCACCUUGUCACCUUUACAUACAUUUGGAUAUAAAAAGCAAACCACAUUUCUUAGAUUCUUUCUUUAAUUCUUUGAUAGUUUCUUUGUAUAAUUUUCCAAAAAACCUUUGGGCAACUUUCUGAUAAGGAAACACUCUGUUGUAGGGUUCUAUGUAGACCUUGUAAGGGUUCCCACAAAGGGAGACCCGUAUAGAAAUCUUAAAGGAAAAAAUAAAUCUUUUUUUUUUAAAGUGUACGUCUUCCUGCUGCAUAAUAAAUCUCAAAAAUACAAGGCAGUAAAUGGUUAAGCAGAUGAAAGAAGAGAAAAUGUGUGGACUUUAUAUGUGUGAUAAAACAGCAGGACACAUUCAGACAUUUUAACCACCAUUACAAAACCACAGUUCUCGUCUGUGGAUUAUUUUCCAGAGUUUGAGCGUCACCUGCGUGUCACACCGUGUGAACACAGGAUUUUGGCCCUGCUUAGCCUCCACAUUUAUUUUUAUAUUUCAUCUUCAUUGUCCGGGAGAGCCAGGAAGCAUGGCUAAGAAUGAAAUGUCUAUACAUUCUGUAUACCUUAUGAGUGUGAAAUAAAGCUGAACAUUAAUAGGCAUAGUCAUUAACUGAUAAAUACAAGCAUUGUUAUAUUGAAUUUGCUGAGCAUUGGUGUGAGAGUGUAGGAUACCUUGAUGAGAAGAGGAGAGGAGAGCAGAGGAGAGGCGGUAAAAUUAUUGACUAAAAUUAGGUGUGGUUAAGGACAGCUGCUUCCAUGCUUUUAGAGAUUGAAGGUCGAGCUCCUCCUCUAAGCUCUGGCAGUGAUUAAUGAUAUAACAGUGACCACAGACAUAAUAAAAGGGCAGCCUUAAGGCACUGGAAGAGCUCAAAUACACAUACAGAAAUGUAAACUUUAAACUUUAAAGGUAUUAAGUAAAACUACUCAAAAAGAACAUUUACUCAAAAAAUAGCAUUUGAAACAAGACAGUGUUUGAACUCUCACUUGUGCAAACAGUAAUGCUUAUAUCUUUCCAUGGAGUAGCAUAAAAUAUUCAGGACUUUUUAAGAAAAAAAAACACUGAAUCAACACAAAAGGUUUUAGCUUGAUGGAGGAAAGUGUGCAGUUAAUGGAAAGACAAUGAAAAAAAUAAAGAAUCCCAUGUGCACAUUAUUAAUAGCACAAGCAGGCAAAAUCACAUUCUAAAUAAUAAUUAGGUUAAAGUUACUGAAAUUAAGGAAUAAAACACUUUAGAAUGUGAUGUUGUGUGUGGUGUUACCACAGUGAAGUGGAUUAUUUUCCUAUAACAGCAUAUCCCGAAGUGUUUUAUUCCUCUUAUUCCACAGCAAUGUGCCAACAAUUGCAGUUUUGAGAUUAUUAAUGAAGAACCCCAUACAUUUUAACCAUUCAUAAUGACAUUUAAUGAUAUGGAACAUCUGUGAGACAAGGUAGUUCCUGUUAUCACUUACAUUAUAACAGUUGUAAACAGUUGUUCCCUCCCCAGCCUCUCGUCGUGUUACUGAGAAAGUCCUCUUUCCUAAAGACACUCUCUAGUGGUGGAAAACUCACUGACACCCAAACUCACUGAUUCCUUCCAUAAAUGUUAAAUAAACAUCUGCUUACAGAAAGCUUCACCAUGAUUAUACAUCAAUUAUUAUACAUUUUUCUUUGUUAAAUAUCGCACAUUUUCUUAAUCCAUUUAUUAUUAGUCUUAUUAUUACUGUAACUUAUUAUUAACUUAACUUAUUAUUAUUAGAUUAUUCGUAUUAUUGACAAAGAUUUCUAUGCUGUAAUAGAAAAUUAAUGAACACCGUGAGAUUCAAGAAUUCAUCAGGACUGGAGUAUAACACAAAAGAAGUAAGGACGCAGUCUGGUUACUGAAUAUGUGUAUGGCUAAUUUUGUAAUCACCAGCAAGUCACAUGCUCAAAAUAACAAGCUGCUGUGAGGUCUUUCAGUGUCAGGAGUGAGUAAUUGGCAAUCAGAGGCCAUGUGACAAGUGCAGUGUUUGUUUUCGGACGUGGUUGGAAACAAUCAAACACUCCUCUGGAGUGAUGGAUGGUUUCAGCAUGGCUUCGUGCUGAUCUACUACUAUGGCGCACGAGUGAUCAUACUGAGCAGGGAGGUGAGGGUCUAGACCAACAUUUACACAAGUAAGUUAGCAUAACACAGUUACAGGUGUGAUUCCAAUUCUACAACGUCUAGAAAUUGACCAUUUCCUGUGGAAAGUGAACACUUUGAUGGGUUUAAAUACAUAAUUGUUUCUCAUUCUUUACAGGUCACCUAACAUGGUCACGGCCUUUAGCUGUGUGUGAGGCAGGACUAGUUCAACAUAGCUUUUAAGCGUCACCAGCUCACAACCAUUAAAGUCUGCACAUGUCCAAAGAAAACUGUAUCCUGUUCAAAGCAGACGUGAUCCUAAAUUUAUGCACAUUAUUACAAAACCUCUCAUGAUUUAAAUAGCAUAUGUUAAGGCAGCUCAUUGGGUGUUGUAUUUACUUUGAGCCCAAAAUGCCACUCUUUGUUUCAGAAACAAGCAAUUUUUUAAUAUGUUGUCAAGUAUCCUUUUUUCAGUAAGGAGUUUAAUACAAACAUAAGUGUGCAAGAAGAGUGACAAGAAUGCUAAAUGGUAAAAUGCUGUAAAAUGUGAAUGCUGUUGAUCUAAAAUCCCAUACUAGAGCUAGAGUAGUCAGAGAGAGCUUAUCCAGGACUUUUUCCUCAUUAAAAGAUUGACCAAGAAAAUCUUAUCAUUACACAAUUCAUAUUCCAGCAGCUGCAUUAAAGGUUUGCGUGGUAUAAAUCUGUUGAAGAAAAAUUGAUCCCCACCAUUCUGUGCUUAAAAAAUAGGAGGAUUUACUUCAGUCUGAUGUAUUUCACUAGAAUUGAAUGUCUGGAUGUUUAAGGUCUCACUGUUACCACUGAGCGUGGUGGUACUGUAACCCCUCAGCCCCUGUAGGGAACCUAAUCAUUCCCCCAAAAGCACUGUAGCAGUAAUGAGAGCCACAUGUGUGCUGCUACCGUGUAGCACAAAUGAGGGGCUCUUUUCCGGUACUUGACCUUUGACCUUGCCAGACACAUCUCUUGGCCAGUCUGAGACGUGCCCAGGAGCCAUUGGUGGCCUUUUCCCACUCAGCAUCUGGUUUUAAGCCUCAAAGCAGGCUAUAUACACACUCACACGAAUGCUUCGUCCUAUGCACACACCGAAUUGAUCUCUCUCUCUCAUUGUUUCACUCAGAACUUUCUUUCUUCUCUUAGGCAUUUUGUUACACACAUGCUUUCCAACUCACAUCACUGUUCUCUCUCAUACUCCUUUUACCAGAGCUUGUAUACACUUAUUAUGAUCUGUCAUAAAUAACCCAUAAAUAAGUUAUUAACAGACCUACAUCUCUGCAGUAUCAGAACCUUGCCUGUACUCUAAAUAGAGAUAUGUCUUACUAGAUUUAUACAAGGGCCUUUAUUUUCAUGAUCAUGGUGCAAGUGCAAAUAUAUGAGAGGCAUAAGAAAAUUGCACAAUAUGUUCUUCAUAUUUCGGUGACAACUGGCACAGGUGGUAACUUAGCAAAGAGCAGUGCAACUGUAAAAAUAAUAAAUAAAAUAAAAAAGAAGAGAUGAUUCUGUUAAUUAUUUGAUGUUCUGAGCAUAAUGUCAAUUAAUUAAUGUAUUAAUGUACCUCAACUGAAUGAUUUUUAUUUGUAUUAUUUUAUUUUAUUUAUUUAUUAAUUUGACAAAAACCAACAACAAUUCAGGCAGUUCUUAAUCAAUAUUUAACUAAAAGUUAAUUGUACCUAAGUAUACUUUUUCAGAAAAUUAGUAGAAAUUUUAGAAAUUGGAGAAAUACAGGAGAAAAGGUUCUUCAAGGGUUCCUCUGAUGGUUAAGGGUUCGCAAUUUUACACAUUGUAGACUACAGUACGUUUAAGAGGUUAUAGAAUGUUAUAGAAUUCCUCCAAAGUGACUAGUACCUUUAGUUGUAUCUAAAUGUAACCUAAUCUACAGCUUAUUUACAUUAAAGUGAGGUGGUUGAGCAGUUGUUUUUAAGCCCAAAUCAGAAAAAAAAAAACUGUUCUGGCAUUGCAUUUGAGCUAAGAUGGGGUUACUCGGCAGGUGUUAACAUAAUGUUAGACCACAGUUGGAUAUAAACUGGCCUCUGUUUCUGAGGGUUGUGAUUGUCAAAGCCUAUAUCACAGAGUUCCACUCUCAUUUCUGUAAUGCCUAACCAGGUUAGCAAUAUGCUCUCUUAGAGAUGCAUCAACAUGAUGCUGCUGCAAAACUUCUCUGUAGUUUAUAAAUGGUUUAUAGCUUGUCAAGCUAUAAAAUGCAUGUUUAAUGUGAAUUACUGAGUCAAUUCUACAGUUUAUGGCUGAAAUCAACCUGUUACUCCGAAUGGAUGGUGGGAAGAUCAAAGAGCCUAUCCAAAAGACAGUAGAAAGGAUGUUUUUGUCUCCCUAACAGUUUCCUUUCUAACUGAGUCUUGAUAAAUGACUUCCCUUUCUCAACAGCAGGCCAAGAAGAAGACACAAACACACUCUCAGGGUUGAAUAAUCUAUGACGACUAUGUCCCAUGAUGGUUUUCAAUCAUGAAAAGAAUAUUUCCAUUUGAGUGAUGUAACAUCAAGUUUUGGCUGUAAUGAGGUAUUA